AUGCUUACAAUAUUUGCCAUUAUUGCUGGAUUUGUUUGUAUUAUCAGCCAGCAUUUGUCAAGUAGUUCCAUUGUUUUAUCGAAAAAUAUAUCUCGUCUGCCUAUUAUGAUGGAGUAUUUUAUCGAUCAAGAAAAAUACUUUUAUUUAAUUUUGUUGCACAUCUACGCAAUUAUAUAUAUCGGAGGAAUUACGAUGUUAGCAGUAGGAACAUUGUUUCUUACGUAUUUUCAGUAUGUCUGUGGAAUGUUCAAAAUUGCUGGCUAUCGUAUCGAGCACGCAAUAAACAUGAAUAUUCAACAAAAUAUUACGCCGAAGAAUAACAUUUUGAUGAGCGAAGGCAUAAUUUGUGCCGUCGAUAUUCACCGACAAGCUAUGAAAUUGUCCAAACAUUUGUUGUCUAUAUUCGAAGUAAUGCUGUUUUAUUUAAUAAUAUUUGGCGUGGCUUGCUUAACCCUAAAUCUGUUUCAAGUAAGUUUUCUGUUUCAUAUUGUAAUAUGUGAAAAUUCGUGUAAAUGCUGCUCCAAAAUUAUGUGUAUUAACAUCACUGGGCAAUAA
Messenger RNA from Mycetomoellerius zeteki, 555 nucleotides. RefSeq lists its product as uncharacterized. The coding region runs from base 1 to 555 and encodes 184 amino acids. Gene Ontology annotation, cellular component: membrane. Gene Ontology annotation, molecular function: odorant binding; olfactory receptor activity. Gene Ontology annotation, biological process: sensory perception of smell. The transcript is spliced from 4 exons. The record is from RefSeq and is a predicted model, not a curated record. NCBI's taxonomy places the organism in Eukaryota, Metazoa, Arthropoda, Insecta, Hymenoptera, Formicidae.